Messenger RNA from Triticum turgidum subsp. durum (durum wheat), 780 nucleotides. The record is from the annotation of a GenBank genome assembly. NCBI's taxonomy places the organism in Eukaryota, Viridiplantae, Streptophyta, Magnoliopsida, Poales, Poaceae.
AUGGCUUGUGUUCCAAUUUCGUCUAAGAUCCUGCUUGAUGCUAUGUUAGAGAAGGUUGGCCUUCCAGAGGCCACCUACUCAGCAAGCCCAAAAGAUGAUAGCCGUCUGCAAGUCACCGUUACCUUCUAUCCAAUCAAGAUCAGGCUCAAGGGUUCACCUGUCAAGGUUUCCCUUUCUACCUCGGACCACCAAGAUCUGGAGGAAGCUCAAGAUUAUGUAGCUGCUGUAGCAAUUAAGUACAUGGAUGCUUAUGAGGGCGUGGUUCCAAAAGACUACAUCUAUGAUCAACUGAAGGCUGUGGAAAAAACAAAUGCACUAUUGUAUGAGCAUCUCAAGGCAAUGAAGAGGGACAACACAUGUCUGAGACAGAAGCUAAAAGAGAGCAUUGGCAAAAACAAACUCCUGAGCAAAGGAUGGGAUGGAUCCCUGGACACAGAACAGAGCGUCGUCAACAAUCUUAAGCAUUUGGUCAGCAGCAGGAUGAGUCCAGGAUCUGCUCCAUAUGACCUAGAGCUUAACAAUGUUCUUCUCAAUGUAGAGGCCAACGGUGAAUAUCUUCAGCAGUACACCGAUGAGGCAAUGGUUAACCUUCAAGAGACUGGCGUUUAUCCGUAUGGUCAGGAACAACCAACAGAUGAAGAUGGAGGUCUGUCAACCCAAAGCGAUGGAAAUCCACCGUCACACCCAGAAUUAAGGACCUCAUUUUAUGAUGAGGAGAUCUUUGAUAACAAAGGGUGCUGCUCUAAUGACUUUCGUGCCCUGCCUGAAGAUCGCUUCUAA